This is a messenger RNA of Diceros bicornis minor, 732 nucleotides long. Its product is annotated as serine protease 58-like. Gene Ontology annotation, molecular function: serine-type endopeptidase activity. The record is from RefSeq and is a predicted model, not a curated record. The transcript has 5 exons. Gene Ontology annotation, biological process: proteolysis. Lineage: Eukaryota; Metazoa; Chordata; Mammalia; Perissodactyla; Rhinocerotidae. The coding region runs from base 1 to 732 and encodes 243 amino acids.
AUGAAGUGCUGUCUCAUCUUCGCUCUCAUGAGUGCAGCUGUUGUUCUAGCCAAAUAUUCUCAAAAUGAUAAGUUGGACUUACCAGAAGAUUUUACUAUUCCUUACAUGGUCUAUCUGCAGUCCAGCCCGGAACCUUGUGUGGGGUCUCUCAUUCACCCUGAGUGGGUACUGACGGCUGCUCAUUGCCCCUUACCUGUUAAAAUCCGACUGGGAGUUUAUCAACCCAGCAUCAAAAAUAAGAAAGAGCAGAUACGGAAUUACUCACUGACCGUGAUCUACCCUAAAUUCAACACACAAUCUCUGGAAAAUGACCUGAUGAUGAUAAAACUGUCCAAGGCUGCUGCAUUCAAUGACCAUGUGGGAACCAUAGCCAUAGCUAUGGAACGCUUAGCAGUUAAUGAUACCUGCUUUAUCCCAACCUGGACCUGGAAUGAAUAUAAAAACCUUAGUGACCCUGACAUCCUGACUUGGAUAAACCAAUAUUCUCUUCCCUUUGAUGACUGCCAGAAUCUGCUAGGCCAAAGAAUGAGAGUAAACAUCAUGUGUGUGGGACAACCUCUGAACACCAUAUCCAAAACUAAGGAAGUUUCAGCUGCUCCAGCCAUCUGCGGUGGUAGAUUGCAUGGAAUCUUGUCCUGGGCAAAAGGAAGUGUCACCCUGGGAAGUGAAGGAUUCUUCACAGAAGUUCAUUCCUAUGCAAGAUGGAUCCUGAAAAUCAUUAAUACCCACUGA